Molecule: messenger RNA, 4497 nt
Organism: Cygnus atratus (black swan)
Lineage: Eukaryota; Metazoa; Chordata; Aves; Anseriformes; Anatidae
Gene: CHPT1
Product: choline phosphotransferase 1
Exons: 7
Coding region: 101-1135 (344 amino acids)
Biological process (GO): phosphatidylethanolamine biosynthetic process
Cellular component (GO): Golgi apparatus; endoplasmic reticulum membrane
Molecular function (GO): ethanolaminephosphotransferase activity; diacylglycerol cholinephosphotransferase activity
Source: RefSeq, a predicted model, not a curated record
GCCUCGGCCCCGCCCCGAGCGGCGGCGGCGGCCUGACCCCAGAGCCGUGCCCGGGCCGUCCCCUGGCCGGGCGGUGCGGAGCAGAGCUGGAGGCGCCGAUAUGGCCGCGCCCUGGGGUCUGUCCGCGCCCCUCAGCCCGGCGCAGCUGAAGCGGCUGGAGCAGCACCGCUACAGCGCGGCCGGCCGCUCGCUGCUGGAGCCCUGGCUGCAGCCCUACUGGGCCUGGCUGGUGGAGCAGCUCCCGCUGUGGCUGGCCCCCAACGCCAUCACCCUCGGCGGCCUCCUGCUCAACUGCCUCACGGCGCUGCCGCUCGUCGCCUCCUGCCCCAGCGCCACCGAGCAGGCACCUUUUUGGGCAUACAUCCUGGGUGCGUUAGGACUUUUUAUCUACCAGUCGCUGGAUGCCAUUGAUGGGAAGCAAGCGAGAAGAACAAACAGUAGUUCUCCUCUAGGAGAACUCUUUGAUCAUGGUUGCGACUCUAUUUCCACAGUUUUUGUUGUCCUUGGAUCCUGCAUAGCAAUCCGACUAGGAACAAAUCCUGACUGGUUGUUUUUCUGUUGUUUUGUGGGACUGUUCAUGUUCUAUUCUGCUCACUGGCAGACAUAUGUAUCAGGCAUAUUAAGGUUUGGAAAAGUUGAUGUAACUGAAGUUCAGAUAGCCAUAACGCUGCUGCUUUUGAUAUCAGCGUUUGGUGGAACAGCAAUAUGGGACUAUAAGGGAACAAGUGUUCUUUCACCAGGCGUCCACAUUGGGCUACUUAUCACACUGGCUGUUGUGAUCUAUAAAAAAUCUGCAACCCAGCUGUUUGAAAAACAUCCUUGCCUGUAUGUCUUGACAUUUGGAUUCGUGAAUGCUAAAAUCUCACAGAAGUUAGUGGUGGCUCACAUGACAAAAAGCGAGAUCUGUCUUCAAGACACUGCAUUUAUUGGGCCAGGUCUUCUGUUUUUGGACCAGUACUUCAACAGUUUCAUUGAUGAAUAUAUUGUUCUAUGGAUAGCAUUGUUCAUAUCCUUGUUUGAUAUGCUGAGAUAUGCCACUGGUGUAUGCCUACAGAUCGCUGCUCAUCUUCAUAUACAUGUCUUCAGAAUUUCAUCUCAUCAAGCUCCUGAACAGGUUCAAAACCAUAAUGACUGAUUAAAUAGGUCAAGGAGAAGAAAAACAGUUAGGGGAAUGUUGAAUGAAGCAGCCUCUCUUUUUGAGAAGACAGCUUAAGCUUUUCAAUAAACUAGUGUUGUGAGAAAGCUCAUACUAUCCCAGAUAUUACCAGAUGUUAGAAUUACUAAAUACAAAGUCCUGCAGAUUAUAGUGUGAUUAAUACUUUUGAACCAGGAUCUACUUCCCCCUAUGUUCUAGAUCCUGCAGCUGUUAUUUUAACCCAUGAGUACCACAAUCGAAACCUUUGUUUCCAGUUAGGUAACCUUAAUUCUGUUCUGGUCUGGGGAACGUAAACUGCAAACCAUGGUGCUACCAACCAGAAUUCUAAGAGGAGUUUCACUUUUUCUUAGACCAAGUGACUAAUCUAGCAUUAGUUUCUAAAGUCUUCUACUGUGAAGUGGUAGUCAGAGGCAUCAAUGAAUACAGUACUGCAUUGUCAAGGCUGGUAAAAUGAGGCAUCCAUGAGGUAAAACUAGUAAGGUUUUGGUAUUAGGAUGAAGAAGUAUGGAACAGGAAAAUUAUCCUCUACUCCAAAAUACCGUUGUGAGUGCCUAUAGGAUUCAUGCAUUCUCUGGUAUCUAAGUAUAUAACCUACUGUUACUAAACACAGUUGUAGCUUGGAUAUUUUUUUUCUGAGCGCAGUUUCUGGUUUUGUGGCCAUAAUAAGGUUUGCCUCCUUGUGCUCCAUUAUCUAGACUGUAGUAGCUGGGUACUGUGAGGACACUAGCUUUACCCACCCUAAUUUGUGUCUGUGAAACCGCACAAGUUGAAUGACUCAGUUCUUUGACAAACUUUAGUGACUGUUUAACUGUGACAAUGCAACCCACCCAAAUGUGACAGUGCAACCCACCUAUGUAUAAUUAAUUCCCUCUGAAAUAUGUUUGCUAUUGCUGUAUUAAUAUAUCUUGUAACUACCACUGUACUUUAUCCAAACAAAACUGCAAGGAACUAAAAUCUAAUGCAGAGUAAAACUCUCCAAAAGAGAAAGUCAGGCAUAGUAUCAGUCUUUCUUCUUUUCAUCAGCAAAAAGCUGAAUAAAAAUAGCUUAUUGUCUGUGCUAGCAAAUCACUGCACACAAAUGCAGCUUAAGCUCAAGCUCCUUUAAAGAGGUAAUAUGUGAAUAUUAUUUUUGUAAAAAAGCUGUUGAAUGUAAGUGUUCGUUACCACUUUUAUUUGCUGCCAUGUAGCUGAGCUGUAAGUUCAUAAAGACCUUCCUGAACUGUACAAUAAAGAAUGCUAUAAUUUGUUUUAAAAAUAUUACUGCUGCAGCUUCCUAGCUGCUACAUAUUAAUCCAAAAAGACUGCCUGAGGUGUUCAAAGAAAUUCAAAAGGGGGGAAAAAUACUGUACAUUUCUGUCUAAGAAGGAAAUACUGAUAUACUGGAGGGAUAGUUGUACAAGUUAUGCCAAAGAAGCAGCAUGCCAAUUAAAUACAGAUUAGGAGUUCAGUCCUUUCCAGAUGAGCCCUACUGUUUCUGUUCAAGGCUGGGAAAGAUACAGCAUCUACACCUGAACUUAACCUAAAUACAGGUCAUGGCUAAAUAAAAGGGAAAACGGUGAAGACCACUUCACUUUGUCUGAAUGCUGUAAAAAAGAAGUUAAUCACCAAUCACCUGAUAAAAGCACAUGCAUAGGCAACUUUUUAGAAUGAGGAGGUUUAGUUCCCCUGAAACCUCAAAAAUGUAGUGUAGUAGUAGGUGUAAGUGCUUAUAAAGAUAUGGCAGAGCUAAAUAAAUGGUAGGUAACUACUGCAGAAAUCAGAAAAAAGAAUUAAUAGUGACAAAUAACCUAGUACUGAAGAUUGGAAGCAAAAACUGUUAACUGUAUUUUGUGACAUCAUCUAGUCAUCCUUAAAUACUGAACCUGAGCACCACAGCUCAAAUUAGCAUUGGUAGUUACCUGAUUCCCACCACAGGCCCAUACUACCUCAUACAUCAUUCUAGCAAUAUAACUUCUGUGUUUGCUCUACCUCUGAGUCCUGUGAGACACAGAACAAAACAGCUCCAUACAGGCUACUUGCUCAACUUCAGUUGCAAGCUAAUAGCUAACUAACAGAAAAUUUAGCUAUCCCUAAUCUGGCUCCCAGAACCUAUGAACUGUCAUCAGAUAACUGGAUUCUGCAGUAAAAACGCUAGUAAGCUGGGGAGAAGAAGCUGUAUGGACUGGUUUGGAAAUACAUUGUUAUAAAAUCAUCACAUUUGCAUGUAUUGGUGGCUUCUGUGUUAUCUAUUAUUAUAUUCAGUCUAACAACUAAGUAUUUUAGGAACUACCUAAUUUGUAAAAGCAGAUAUUUGGACAUAAUGGCUUGCUAUAAAAACAAACUGCACACAGGCUACUCUGGCUGUUUAAUUUAUACUGAUUGUAAUGAGAUACAUGAAAGAUAAAUGCUUUAUCCUUAAAUCAGGCCUCCCUGAACUAUUAGUCAUUUGAAAUUGCAAAAAUUAAUAUUCCAUCUCAAGCCUUUUAAUAGCUUGUACCAAAUAAAUGAACUAGAUUACUUUAGCAGUGGUCUACAAGAAAUGCAUAGCAAUGUUUAAUUAUGUUUACUUUAGCAGAGUCAUGUAAAGCUGUAGCAUUAAGCUCAUUGUUCAACUAAAGAAACCUACAUUUGGACAAAUAACAGCAGUUCAUAAAUCUUAUUGGUACAAAGAUACUGCAAUGCCUGUACCAAUAAAAGGCCUAACAAUUUAAUUUACUAUAAUACACGUCAUUAAACAAUCUUACAUGAGCUAUGUCUAUGAACUUUUAUAUCUGCUGACAGCUCAGGAGGCUAGAUGUUGAAACAACAAAAGUCUAAUCUGUAGCUUUUGAAAAAGGCUUCUAUUUGCAAUGCACAUAAAUGUCUAAACUUAUCAUAUACAAUUUAGGGAACGCAUUUUUCAUCAAUUCUACCUGUCUGAAUUUGGCAUUAUAGAAAGUGAAACAAUGCAAACAGUCCAAUGCCAUUGAAAGCGAAUAUUAAGUAGUUAAAGAUUAAUUGGACAGACAGGAAUUGGUUCAGGGUUUGCUACCUCUUCCUCCCCCCGCAAAGUAAUAAAUUUGCUAAUAUGCCUUCUCACAAAAUUAUCAGACACAAGGUUAGAACAAUCCACUAAAUCAUUUAAUAGGAACUUUAAAACAUUUAAAUCAUCUUAAGGUAACUUCUCUAUGGUUAAUGCCUAUACUUGUAUCGUGUUACUUAGGUACAAGUUGUUUCUCCAUUGAGCCAUCAGAAUAACAUGGACUGAAGAGACUUGCGAACAGUUGCCAUCUCUUGCUGUUGCUGUUACAAGAAAAGGAGAUAAUACUGAACAAAUGCCAAACCAAUGAUUCCUUAAUCUAAUUAAAUGAAUGUCAAACGAC